This is a messenger RNA of Rhipicephalus sanguineus (brown dog tick), 2731 nucleotides long. RefSeq names its product Bardet-Biedl syndrome 2 protein. Gene Ontology annotation, biological process: non-motile cilium assembly. Bases 6 to 2150 code for a protein of 714 amino acids. The record is from RefSeq and is a predicted model, not a curated record. The transcript has 15 exons. Gene Ontology annotation, cellular component: BBSome; motile cilium; neuron projection. NCBI's taxonomy places the organism in Eukaryota, Metazoa, Arthropoda, Arachnida, Ixodida, Ixodidae.
CGGCCAUGUCGUGCAAGGGCCGGGACAACCUGGUGCCCCAGUUCACCUUUCACCUGAACCACAAGGUGCUUGCUCGCAGGGUGACCGUGGGCAAGUACGAUGGAUUGCACCCUUGCAUCACGGCAGCCACAGCCUCGGACAAGGUACUGGUGCACAACAACAAUCAGCAGCAGCGCAGCGGCGACCGCUGGGAAGGCGGCGGGGACGUGUCCCUGCUGAACGUCAACCAGACGGUGAGCUGCCUGACGGCAGACUGUCUCAAGCCCGGCGCCAAGGAGGACGUGCUGCUGGUGGGCACGCCCACUUCGCUGCUCGCCUACGACGUCGAGAACAACUGCGACCUCUUCUUCAGGGAAGUCGCCGAUGGCGCCAACAGCGUGGCCACGGGAUACCUUGGCACCCUGCGCAACCCUGUGGUGCUGGUGGGCGGCAACUGCUCCAUCCAGGGCUUCGACCACGAGGGAGAGGACGUCUUCUGGACGGUGACUGGCGACAACGUGCGGGCGCUCGCCUUGUACGACUUCAACAAGGACGGCCUGAACGAGCUGCUCGUCGGCUCGGAGGACUUCGACAUCCGCGUGUUCCGCGGCGACGUCAUCGUGGCCGAGAUAAGCGAGAGCGAGGCCGUCACGGCGCUCUGCCCACUGACGCAGGAAUGUUUCGCCUACGCACUCGCCAAUGGCACUAUCGGCGUCUACCGCGCCACCGAGCGCCUCUGGAGGAUCAAGUCCAAGAGUCAGGCAGUGUGCCUUCACGGCUACGACAUCGACGGCGACGGGCGGCCAGAGCUCAUCACAGGCUGGAGCAAUGGCAAGGUGGACGCGCGCAACCUGUCCACGGGCGAGGUGGUGUUCCGCGACAGCCUGGCCCACGGCGUGGCGGGCAUCGUGCAGGCCGACUACUGCCUGGAUGGACGCGAGCAGCUGAUCGUGGUCUCGGUGUCCGGCGAGGUCCGUGGCUACCUGCCCGCCUCGGCCGAGCUGCGACAGCAGAUGGCCGACGCCACCUUCGAGCAGGACACCGUGCGCGAGCUCAGCCACAAGAAGCAGACGCUGAUGCUGGAGCUGCGCAACUACGAGGCCCAGGCAGAGGCCGGCGACCAGCAGUACGGAUCCAUUCCGGCCAACACGCAACUGAAGACGCUCCUGGCCAUCAACUCCGGCUCCGACGGCAUCCCGCCUCACGUCGAGGUGGCCCUGGAGACCAACAACGAGACCAUUAUCCGGGCGGUGAUCCUCUUCGCUGAAGGCAUCUUCGACGGAGAGAGCCUCGUCUUCCAUCCGAAGGACGAGCAGGUGCAGUCCGAGGUGUGCCUGCCACUGUGGCCGCCUAAGGACCUGGCCGUCGACCUGCACUUCAAGGUUCUCGUGGGACACCGCGACAGCGAUCACUUCCACGUGUUCGAGCUGUCGCGGCAGCUGCCCCGCUUCGCCGCCUACCUGCUGCUGACAGAGGAACCACGUGGCACGCCAUCGGGAAGCGUCCGCUUCCGCAUCAACGAAAGGCCACACAGGGUGGCCUCGUGGGUGAACCAGAACUUCCUUCUGGCCGAGGAGCUGCAGUGCCAGGCCUCCUUCAGGGUGAGCUUCCUGGCGUUGCGAUGCCUCAAGCCGAUCACCAUCGACGUGCAGACCAGCGGGGAGGUAAGCAUCGAGACGGGCCUGAUGGACGUGGCCGCUGACAUGGUGCAGUCUCUGGCCGCCUACCUGGAGAUCGAGGACCUCGAGUCAAGGGCGCACUUCCCCGACGAGUACGACCGCCUCCGAUCGCUCGUCGACAAGGUUCGGGAGCACGAGUCUGCGCGGCUGACCAUCUCGGCCAACAUGGCAGACACAGCCAGCAUCGUGCGCGGCCUGCUGCUGCGCGCCGAGGACUGCCGCCUGCUGAGGGACUAUGAGGGGAUGCGCCGCUGGUACCAGGAGCUGCAGACGCUGAACCGCGAGCUGUUCAGCGACCACCGAGUGCGAUGCCAGAGUCACGAGGAGCUGUCACGUUGCGUGCGCAUGCUCAACCGAGGCAUCGAGAGGGCUUCCGCCCUGAGGGCGGGACGACACAAGGCCGCCACCGUGGCCGCCUGUCGCCAAGCCCUGGCGCCACCCGCCGACGGGGACGCCCUGCUGCAAGCGCUCAGCCGAGGAGCGAUUGCGUGAAUCCACGUUUCGUCAAUGGUGCACCUUCUCGCACGCAGCCAAGAUUGCUGCAUGGAAACUUUACGUCUUACGAGCCCAACAAAUGCCAUAUUUUACGGCCAAGCUGUUCAUGGCAAGGGCUCCGUGUCUCUUUUGAUGUACAUCGACAAAACACACUUGGAUUACACGCGCGGCUAUGUCCUCCGGCUCGCCGACCCCCCCGAAAUUUUUCAGUUUUGCUUGUAUAUAUACACACGCACACAUACAAACACACGCACGAACAUACGUAAAGUAUGGUUGAACCCCCCCGAAAAAGUUCUGGCUACGCCCCUGUGGAGCACACACAAGAAACUGAUUCCAUUUGCGUUCUGCAGGUGCUAUGGUAGAGCCAUGAAUAGUUAGGACUCCCGAAGAGGCUACGAGGACAUCUCCAGACCGGUUUACGCAAUUUGUGUCGGAGUGUUUUGGUUUCAUGUGCCACACAAAUUGCGCGGACACUACCACUCACCACCAGUCGUGCACUCUGGCUGAGAACGUGUCGAAGGUUGUACCCGAGCCAACCAGCAUGAACCAUAUAUAGCGACCACAAGGCCACCACCAAA